Molecule: messenger RNA, 1180 nt
Organism: Carassius carassius (crucian carp)
Lineage: Eukaryota; Metazoa; Chordata; Actinopteri; Cypriniformes; Cyprinidae
Gene: pla2g10
Product: phospholipase A2 group X
Exons: 3
Coding region: 1-459 (152 amino acids)
Biological process (GO): arachidonate secretion; phospholipid metabolic process; lipid catabolic process
Molecular function (GO): phospholipid binding; calcium ion binding
Source: RefSeq, a predicted model, not a curated record
AUGAACCCUGUGUUCUCCAUUUUACUCCAUUCAGUCAGUAUGGCUUCCCUGCAGCCACAGACGUCUUCACGGAGCAGAAGGGGUUUGCUGAAGCUAGCUGGAGUGAUCAAGUGCAGCACGGGACGAUCAGCUUUAACUUAUGUAAAGUAUGGAUGUUACUGUGGUCUCGGGGGUCAAGGGUGGCCCAGAGACAGAGCAGACUGGUGUUGCCACAGACAUGACUGCUGUUAUGGGUAUGCAGAAUUCGCAGGCUGUCAGAUGAAAACAUAUAGUUAUCUGUGGACUUGUGAAGAAAAGGGGGCUGACUGUGAUGCAUUUAAUGACAGAUGUGCGAAUAUCCUUUGCCGAUGUGACCGGGAAGCAGCCAGAUGCCUCCGAGAGGCACCAUACAACCGAAAUUAUGCUCUGUGGCCGGAUUUCCUCUGUGGAUAUCUUCGUCCUACCUGCAACAUCUACUAAUGUCAUUUACUAGAAAUUUGGUUAACAAAUCUUUUUUGAGCUUGUAUUGUAUGUUUGAUGUUAAUUACGGACUUCAUUCUGUUCAAAUGAUUUCCAUUUUCCACAAUGUGUAUUUUAUAUUUGCAUAGCUGACUUUCAAAAGUGAAUGGAUUAAAAUAUGUGCAAAAUAAUCACCGUAUUGCUAAUUUUUUAGCUAAAUUCAGUCAUGACAUCAGAGCGUUUUCUGAUUGGCACUGCAGGGAGAGUGGGGAGAGUUAUUUAAUUAUUAAUGUAAAUGUGUCAUAAACAAUAGGUAGAGUACUUUCUGUCAGGACCUCCGCAUGCAGACACAAUAUGCAAAAUACAUACAGCUGCUUUAGGAAAGGGGUCUCCAGUCGGUCCUGCGGGUCAGGGUCCUGCAGAGUUUAACUUCAACAGCAAUUAAACAUACCUUAACCAGCUAAUCAGGGUCUUACCAGGCAUGCUAGAAACUUCCAGGCAGGAGUGUUGAGGCAAUCUGGAGCUAAACUCUGCAGGACGAUGGCCCUCCAGGACAGAAUGUGGACAUCCCUAAUUUAGAAUGACUAAAAACAAGUCAAAACAACUUCAAAUAAAGAUAUUUCUUAUUUGAAUCCCCCUCAUUAACAAUGCCCCACCCUGAUCAUAUGGCCUUGGAAAACUUGGAUAUGCAUAUGGAAGUGUGAAGUUGGAAGAAAACCCUAUGCCAUAAUUUAUUUAAAAU